AUGAGGUUUCUAAUCUCACUGUGUGCGUCACAACUCCUGUUGAUUAACGUUGCAUUUGGCAAUGAUCCUUGUUACAACUAUGAAUCUCUGGAUCGUCCCUGGAGAGCCACAGAGGAAACUGGACUUUACGUUUGUGAUGAAUAUUUCUCCUGGAACGGCUGGUACAGACUUUUCUAUAAUGGAAUGGACAUCCGGAUGCCAGAGCACUGUGUGAACACAGGCAGCUGUAACACAGAUUACAGUCUGUGGCUCAAUGGUUCUCACCCUCAGAUAGAGGAUGGAGAGGUGAUCAUGGAGGUCUGUGCAAGCACAUUGUAUGACUGCUGCUCUUUCGAAUCAACACCCAUCAGAGUCAAAGCUUGCCCGGGCGAUUACUAUGUCUAUGAACUUGUCAAUCAACAGUAUGAGUGUUCAGGAUACUGCACAGAUAUCAGCACAAUAUCCCUGACAACUUCCACUUCAAGUCCAUCUACGAUUAGUGGAUCCAGCCUUUCCAUGUAUUAUGACCCAUGCUUCAACUACAACAUUCUUGAUGAUUACUGGAGAAGCACACUCAAUUACUGGUAUCAAUCUGGAUAUAUGUCUGGACAUGAUGACACUCUAGUUGAAUGGCAUGGCUGGUAUCGACUCUUCAUUAAUGGUUCGAGUGCACAGAUGCCUGAGUGGUGUUUCAGUCAUAUGUCAUGUGGAGGUUUUAGUUCUCUGUGGCUUGGUGACCCUCAUCCUCAGCCAGAAGAUGGAGUUGUUACUCGUGAAGUCUACAGCUCUGUUAAUGACCAGUGCAGUUACUACAGAUCUGACCCAAUCCAAGUCAAAGCCUGUCAAGGAAAUUAUUAUGUCUACAAACUUAAAAGUCCAAAGCCAUCGAUCCCAUUGCCUGUAUAUUGUGCAGUUCCAUUCAACACUCCAAAUACUGAUCCCUGCUACGACUACACCAAUGUCGACGAGCCUUGGCGAGCCACUGACUAUAAUUAUAUCACUAAUAUAUGUGAUUAUAAUGUCAACUGGAACGGCUGGUACAGGCUCUUCUACAAUGGUCAGAGUGUCCAGAUGCCAGAUUCAUGUGUUGGUUCUGGCAUGUGUGGCACAGACAAACCACUUUGGCUUGAUGGCCCUCACCCACAGCUGGAAGAUGGAGUGAUUACUCGACAAGUGUGCGUUUCCACAUUGAAUGACUGCUGUGAUUACAAAUCGCAUCCAAUACGAGUCAAAGCUUGUCCUGGAGACUAUUACGUGUAUGAGUUUGUCAGGCCACAAUUGUGUUCAUCUUACUGUGCAGAUGUCUCAAGCCUCAGCAGCCCAACAUCUACAACACCACCUACAACAACAGUUGCAGUUAUACUCCCAGAAUCCAUUACUCCGCCUGACACAGACACAGCCCUCCACUUUGACCCCUGCAAUAGCUACACUGCGCUGGAUGAGCCAUGGAGAGCCACAGACAAUCGAUAUACCUUCAAUUUAAUGUGUGACGCUUAUGUCAGCUGGGUGGGCUGGUAUCGUCUCUUCAUUUAUGGCCAGAGCGUUCAGAUGCCAGACACAUGUGUUGAUCGGCUAAGCUGUGGCACUCAUGCCCCACUUUGGCUAAACGGUCCACACCCACGAAUCGAGGAUGGAGUGGUGACCCGAGAUGUCUGCGGUCACUGGUGGAAUAACUGCUGUGGUUUCCGGUCAAAUCCCAUUAGAGUGAAAGCCUGCCCAGGCAAUUACUACGUCUAUGAGUUUGUUAGACCAAAUUUCUGUUAUGGGACCUACUGUGCAGAGGCUUUCCGCACUGACCCCUGCUACAACUACAGAGCCCUGGAUGAUCCUUGGAGAGCAACAGACAGUCACUAUUCAUACAAUUGUGAUGCUAGUGUUAAUUGGGAUGGAUGGUAUCGUCUCUUCAUUGCAGGCCAGGAUGCUCGGAUGCCAGAAACAUGUGUUAAUCAGUUUAGCUGUGGCACUAUUGCCCCACUGUGGCUAAAUGGUCAGCAUCCACGAGUCGAGGAUGGUGUGGUCACCCGUCAUGUCUGUGGCCACUGGAACAAUGACUGCUGCAAUUAUGAGUUUAAUCCUAUGAAGGUGAAAGCAUGCCCAGGCAAUUAUUAUGUGUAUGAGUUCAUAAACCCAGUGUUCUGCUAUGUGGCAUACUGCGCAGGUAAAUAUAUUUACAUUCAAACUUGUAUAAUUGCAUUCAACAGCAUCAGUUAUGAUCCUUGUUACAACUAUGAAUCUCUGGAUCGUCCCUGGAGAGCUACAAAUGAAACCGGAUUUUACAUUUGUGAUGAAUCGUUCUCCUGGAACGGCUGGUACAGACUUUUCUACAAUGGAACGAACAUCCGAAUGCCAGAGAGUUGUGUUAAUGCAGGCAGCUGUAACACCGAUUACAGUCUGUCGCUCACUGGUCCUCAUCCUCACGUAGAGGAUGGAGUGGUGAUCAUGGAGGUCUGUACAAGAACAUGGCAUUCCAGCUAUAAUUUGAUGAAAAAACCCAUCAGAGUUAAAGCUUGCCCAGGCGACUACUAUGUUUAUGAACUUGUGAAUCAACUAGCAAAUGGGUGUUCAGGGUAUUGUACAGAUGUCAACACAAUAUCUCUGGUUUCCACUGCAAGUCCAGCUACCAGUCCUGGAUUCAGCAUGACUUUGAUUUUAUUUAACACUCCAAAUACUGAUCCCUGCUAUGACUACACCAGUCUGGAUGACCCUUGGAGAGCCACUGAAAAUUAUUACAACAAUUACAUGUGUGAUUAUAAUGUCAACUGGAACGGCUGGUACAGGCUCUUCUACUAUGGUCAGAGUGUCCAGAUGCCAGAGUCAAGUGUUGGUUAUGGCAUGUGUGGCACUCCUUACCCUCUGUGGCUCAACGGCCCUCACCCACAGCUGGAAGAUGGAGUGGUCAUACGGCAAGUGUGCGGUUCCACUUGGAAUGAUGGCUGUGGUUACAAAUCUCAUCCAAUACAAGUCAAAGCUUGUCCAGGAAACUAUUAUGUGUAUGAGUUUGUCAGGCCAACAUUUUGUGCAUCUUACUGUGCAGAUGUAACCAAGCUUGCAUCUACAACAACAUCUGAAACAACGGUGACAAUUCCACCCACAGAAUCCAGUACUUUGUCUGUCACUACCCCAGGAUGUGGUGGUGAAGUUGGACUUUAUCUUAAUGGCUCUCAUCCAAAACCUGAGGAUGGGGUGGUGAGCCGUGAAGUCUUGGGGUCGACAUCUUGGCCGUGGUGGUGGUGGUGGUGGAACAGCCGCCAGUGUGGCAGUUAUAAAUCCACCUCCAUUGAAAUCAAAGCCUGUCCAGGAGAUUACUACGUCUAUAAACUCGUCAAACCUGACAUGUCAAUCCCUUCUCCUACAUACUGUGCAGUUGUUUUCAACAACAUCAAUAAUGAUCCUUGUUACAACUAUGAAACUCUGGAUCGUCCCUGGAGAGCUUCAAAUGAAACUGGACUUUACAUUUGUGAUGAAAACUUCUCCUGGAAUGGCUGGUAUCGACUUUUUUACAAUGGAAUGGGCAUUCGAAUGCAAGAGAGCUGUGUUUCUGAUGGCAGCUGUAACACAUAUAGCAGUCUGUGGCUCAAUGGUCCUCAUCCUCAGAUAGAAGAUGGAGUGGUGACCAUAGAUGUGUGUGGAGGAUACUGCACAGAUACCAGCACUAUAUCAACAACGUUUUCCUCUACAAGCCCAGCUACAUUUAUUGGGUCCAGCAUGACUGCUAUUAACACAGAUUUUGACCCAUGCUAUGACUACAACAUUAUUGACAACUCAUGGAGAAGCACACUCAAUUUCUGGUAUCAAUAUGCACAUGAUGACACUAUAGUUGAAUGGAAUGGCUGGUAUCGACUCUUCAUUAAUGGACUGAGUGCUCAGAUGCCUGAGUGGUGUUUCACCUAUAUAUCAUGUGGAGGUUUUAGUUCUCUGUGGCUUGAUGGCCCUCAUCCUCAGCCAGAAGAUGGAGUUGUUACUCGGGAAGUCUACGGUUCUUAUUACGACCAGUGCAGUUACUACAGAUCUGACCCAAUCCAAGUCAAAGCCUGUCCUGGAAAUUAUUAUGUUUACAAAAUUAAAAGGCCAAAGGUAUUGAUCCCAGCCCCUGCAUAUUGUGCAGUUACUUUCACCACUCCGAGUGCUGACCCUUGCUUCAACUACAACAGUCUAGACGAUCCCCUGAGAGCCACCAUCAGCUCAUUUGAUGAUAAAUAUUAUUACAAUCAAAUAUGUGAUAAUUAUGUCAACUGGAACGGCUGGUACAGGCUCUUCUACAAUGGUCAGAGUGUCCAGAUGCCAGAUUCAUGUGUUGGUUCUGGCAUGUGUGGCACAGACAAACCACUUUGGCUCAAUGGCCCUCACCCACAGCUGGAAGAUGGAGUGGUCACACGGCAAGUGUGUGCUUCAACAUGGAAUGGAUGCUGUGGUUACAAAUCUCAUCCAAUACAAGUCAAAGCUUGUCCAGGAAACUAUUAUGUGUAUGAAUUUGUCAGGCCAACAUUCUGCUCAGCUUAUUGUGCAGGACCAUUUUAUCAAUUUGGAGCUGGAGAUACAGAGAAUGAACAUUCUGAUGAUGGGAGUUCACCAGUGAUCUACCUUUUGCAACCAUUUAUAUUUUUUGGACAGAUAUACAACCAACUAUAUGUCAACAACAAUGGAUACUUGACAUUUGAUUGGUCAUGGUUCAGUUACUAUCCAUUCCAGUUCCCAGGUUAUGGUGGAAUAGACCUCAUCGCUCCAUUCUGGACAGAUAUUGAUAACCGGGGCAAUGGUGCGAUUACAUAUCGUCAGUACACGUCUGGCAGCGUCCUUACAGAUGCCACACAAGACAUUAACCAAUACUUCCCUGACCUGAGCUUUUCUGCAACUUGGGUUUUCAUAGCAACCUGGGACAGAGUUGCAUAUUAUCCAUAUUCACGAACCGAAACAUCUUUCCAGGUGGUUUUGAUUUCAGAUGGCCAUUUCUCUUUUGUUUUGUUUAAUUAUGGAACAAUCACUCUAACUCAAAGAAAUGUACAGGCUGGUUAUGACACCAUCAGCUCUGCAUACCACUUUUCAAUUACUGAAUCACUACAGUAUAACAUCACAAACUUGACAUACAGCAGCAAUGUCAAUGUGCCAGGCAGAUGGGUCUUCAGAACAGACCAAGGGUCACGAGGUUGUCAGUUUAAUGGUUUUCCAGUGCAGCUCGGAGACUCUUUCUGGAGUGAUGCCACCUGCCAGCAGAGAUGCACCUGCACCAGAAGCGGCCUCCAGUGUACCAAUGAGCCCUGCAGUUACUCCCAAGCCUGUCGUCCAGCAGCCUUCCAAUACUCAUGCCAGAACAUUCCUCGGCAAACCUGUACCAUCUCUGGUGAUCCUCACUACUACACUUUUGACUAUCAGGUUUUUCACUUUCAAGGGACCUGCACUUAUGUUCUAUCUGAGUCUUGUGGCAGCGGUUUACCGUACUAUCGCAUUGAGGGCAAAAAUGAGCAUCGGGGCAGCACGCAUGUGUCAUGGACACGAAUGGUCAGGGUGUUUGUCUACGAUGAAGUAAUUGAACUGGUCAAGGAUCACUAUUAUGAAGCAAGGGUUAAUGGAAGCUUUGCAGCAACACCAUUCACCCUUCACAAUGGCUCCAUCCAGGUUUAUCAGUCAGGUUUUUCCGUGGCCAUCAGCACAGACUUUGGUCUACUUGUUACAUAUGAUGCAUACAGCUACGUUAGCAUCUCUGUACCACAUGACUAUUUUAAUUCCACAUGUGGUCUGUGUGGAAACUUUAACCUGCAUCCUGAAGAUGAUUUCCGUUCACCCAGUGGUGAAGUCUUGAGCUCAGAUGUGGACUUUGCCAAUAGUUGGAAAGUAGACAGUGACACAGAUCCUGAGUGUCAUAAUGUCAGGUGCACAGGUCUUGCUUGUGCUGUUUGUACCUCAGAUGAAAUGGCUUUAUACAGUGACAGCAACCACUGUGGAAUCCUGGAAGAUGUUUCUGGCCCUUUUGCCAAUUGCCACUCUGUGCAUGCGCCACAGACCUACAAAGAGAACUGUGUAUAUGACCUUUGCUUGGGAGGAGGGUACCAGCCCAUUCUGUGCCAGGCUCUCAAUGUGUACGCUACUCAGUGCCAACAGCAGGGUGUACAACUUGGUCAAUGGAGACAGCAGGGCUUCUGUGAAAUUCAAUGCCCUGAACACAGUCAUUUUGAGCCUCAAGGAACAGGCUGUCCUGCAACUUGCAGUUAUCCAUCUGCCCCAAUGAAUUGUCCCUUGCCCAGUCAGGAAAGCUGUAUCUGUGAUCCUGGGUACAUCCUGAGUGCUGGAGCGUGUGUGCCUGAAGCAAACUGUGGCUGCAAUUUUGAGGGUUUCUAUUACACAGAAGGACAGUCAGUGGUGUUGGAUGGUGACUGUGGGAGACAGUGUGUGUGCAGCAGCAUGUCGAUGACCUGCCAUCAGCACCAGUGUGGUCCAGCAGAGGUGUGUAGAGUCCAUGAUGGUGUGAGAGGCUGCAGACCCACCGGCUAUGCUACCUGCUCAGUUGAAGACCUCGGGUCAUAUCACACCUUCGAUGGAUUAAGUUUCAGAUAUCAGGGAGCUUGCGGAUUGACCCUUGCUAGGGUUAUGGGACUGUCCCCGCUACCACACUUUGCGUUGACGGUGGAAAAAGUACCCAGAGGCCUUCAAGACUUUUCCAGGUUCCUGAAGUUUGAGGCGGAAGGAAUUCAGGUCUCCAUCGAAAUGGGAGAGGGCAGCAAUGUAAAGGUGGAUGGACAGAUGGUUGGUCUGCCUGUCAAUGUAGGCUCUGGUCGAAUCCACAUUUAUCACAGCAGUGUGAGGGGUUUUGUCUUGGAAACAAACUUUGGGGUGAGUGUAAGAGCCGACUGGCCACACAUUGUCCGAAUUACGGCACCAAGCACAUAUAGUGGCACACUUGGAGGUCUGUGUGGAAACUUUAAUGGAGACAUUGCCGAUGAGUUUUACACUCCAGAUGCAGUCCUGUUAAAUGACACUCAGCUGUUUGCGGACAGCUGGCGUGAUGGUUCCCUAUCAGCCCACUGCGAAGACCCAAAUGACAGCUGGGAACCAGGACAUUAUCAGAACAGCAGCCAGUUCAUUGAACAUUGUAGUAUCAUGACUAAGUAUGAUGGACCAUUUGCUGAGUGCAGCAGAGCAAUAGAUCCUCAGCAACGCAUUGCAGAUUGCGUUCAGCUGCUGGAGCAGACACAAGGUGCCAGAGAGGCUCUAUGUGAGGCCCUGCGAGGUUACAUGCUACUUUGCCAGCAGAAUGGCAUUGCAGUGGAAGAGUGGAGGAGUGCCACCCACUGUGAUCCCAGCUGUCCAGCUGAUACUCAUUAUGAAGUAUGUGGCACAUCCUGUCCUGCUUCCUGUCCCAGCCUCUCCUUCCCAUUUCAGUGCACAUUGCAGUGCCAGGAGGGAUGCCAGUGUAAUGAUGGUAAUGUGUUGAAUGGAGAUCAUUGUGUGCCUCCCGUGGGUUGUGGUUGCCUCCACUCUGGGCGUUAUCGGCAGGCUGGAGAGACGUUCUGGCAUGGUGAAGAGUGCCAGUACUUCUGUGUUUGUGAUGGAAUCACUGGAAAUGUUCAUUGCACACAAUCUUCUUGCAGUGAGGGGGAGGUCUGCCAUGUGUUGGAUGGCGAGUACGGCUGCCAUCCUCAACCGCAUGCUCGUUGCUCUGCUUCAGGAGACCCCCACUACAUGUCUUUUGAUGGCACCUACUUUGACUUCCAGGGCACAUGCCGCUAUGUGCUAGCCACAGUAUGUAAUGACACUACUGGCCUUCCGCACUUCCAGGUGGAUGCAAGGAAUGAGGCAUGGCAUGGACUCUCAGUAGCAAUUACUGUAGAAGUUUUUGUCAAUGUCUCUGGGCAUCUUGUGCACAUGUCACAAGACAUGAAUGGUCAUUCUACUGUUGAUGGAGAGACCAGAAACCUCCCAAUCCUGCUUGACUCUGGACGGGUGUCUGUGUACUCCAGUGCACAGUACAUAUUUGUAUCAACUGACUUUGGUUUGAGUGUGAGUUAUGGUGGUUCAUGGACAUUGAACAUCAUCAUACCAGCGAACUACAGUGGGGUUACGUGUGGCAUCUGUGGCAACUUCAACGGCCAGAGUAAUGAUGACUUCAUGACUCCUUCAGGUGCUCUGGUGCGCUCAGCAGACCAGUUUGGAGCAAGUUGGAAGGUAGAGGACGAGCUGCCAUGCAAAAAUGGGUGUGGAAACAAUUGUCCUUUGUGCCAGGAUCAGACAACUGCCCGUUCUGUGUGUGACAUCAUCAGGUCCAGUCAAGGCCCCUUUAGUUUCUGCCAUGUUUCUGUAGAUCCCCAAGCCUACUUUGAAGACUGUGUGUUCGAUGUGUGCCUUUCUGGAAACCGUAAUGAUGUCCUGUGUCGCUCGAUCCAAACCUAUGCAAUUGCCUGUCAAUCUAACAAUGUCGUUAUAUAUCCCUGGAGAGAAAUCGCAUCAUGUGUCAUAACCUGCCCAGAGAACAGCCACUAUGAGUUGUGUGGCACAGACUGUGGUCAUACUUGCUCCAGCAACAUUGAUGCUAGUUGUGAACACACAUGCUCAGAGGGAUGCUUCUGUGAUGAUGGGUUGGUGAGGAGUGGAGGACUCUGUGUAUCAGUGGAGCAAUGUGGCUGCUUGUAUGAUGGAUUUUACUUUAAUGUUGGUGAGCAAUUCUGGAAUCUAGAAUGUUCCCAACACUGUGAGUGUUUUGCUCCAAAUGAUCUGCGCUGCUCUGCUUCCUACUGCCAACCUACUAUGUUGUGUAUGGUCAGAAAUGGACACCGUGACUGCUACGAAGAGAGUACCACAUACAUGACCACCACCAUAUUAAGCCGUUCCUCAGAGCAGAGUACCGUUAACUUGACCACCAACAGACCAAUCCCCCCAGCGGUGUUUUAUCCAUUUGGAGCUGGAGACAUAGAGAAUUAUCGUUCUGAUGAUGGAAGUUCAUCUGUGAUCUACAUUCUGCAACAAUUCAUAUUUUUUGGACAAACAUAUAGUCAAAUAUAUGUCAACAACAAUGGACACUUGACUUUUGAUGGAUCAUUUUCCAGCUACACUCCAUAUCAGUUCCCAGGUUAUGGUGGAAUUGACCUCAUCGCUCCAUUCUGGACAGAUAUUGAUAACCGGGGCAAUGGUGUUAUUUCAUAUCGUCAGUACACGUCUGGCAGCGUCCUUACAGAUGCCACACAAGACAUUAACCAAUACUUCCCUGACCUGAGCUUUUCUGCAACUUGGGUCUUUGUAGCAACAUGGGACAGAGUUGCAUAUUAUCCAUAUUCAGGAACAGAAACAUCUUUCCAAGUGGUUUUGAUUUCCGAUGGCCAUUACACAUUUAUUUUGAUGAAUUAUGGAACAAUUGCUCCAAAACGUUAUGUACAGGUGUGCACAACGUGGCAAAUAAUAUUUCGGGAUUUAGAAGACUAUUUAAAUAAGAUUUUGAAUUUUUUUUAUCAUAAUUUAUCACAGGCUGGUUAUGACACCAUCAACUCCAGAUACCAUUUCUCAAUUCCUGGAUCAUUCUCGGAUAACAUCACAAACUUGACAUACAGCAGCAAUGUCAAUGUUCCAGGCAGAUGGGCUUUCAGGACAGAUCAUGGAUCACGGGGUUGUCAGUUUAAUGGUGCUCCAGUGCAGCUCGGAGACUCUUUCUGGAGCGAUGCAAACUGCCAGCAGAGAUGCACCUGCACCAGAAGCGGCCUCCAGUGUACCAAUGAGCCCUGCAGUUACUCCCAAGCCUGUCGUCCAGCAGCCUUCCAAUACUCUUGCCAGACCAUUCCUCGGCAAACCUGUACCAUCUCUGGUGAUCCUCACUACUACACUUUUGACUAUCAGGUUUUUCACUUUCAAGGGACCUGCACUUAUGUUCUAUCUGAGGCUUGUGGCAACAGUUUGCCAUACUAUCGCAUUGAGGGCAAAAAUGAGCAUCGGGGCAGCACGCAUGUGUCAUGGACACGAAUGGUCAGGGUGUUUGUCUACGAUGAAGUAAUUGAACUGGUCAAGGAUCACAAUUAUGAAGCAAGGGUUAAUGGAAGCUUUGCAGCAACACCAUUCACCCUUCACAAUGGCUCCAUCCAGGUUUAUCAGUCAGGUUUUUCCGUGGCCAUCAGCACAGACUUUGGUCUACUUGUUACAUAUGAUGCAUACAGCUACGUUAGCAUCUCUGUACCACAUGACUAUUUUAAUUCCACAUGUGGUCUGUGUGGAAACUUUAACCUGCAUCCUGAAGAUGAUUUCCGUUCACCCAGUGGUGAAGUCUUGAGCUCAGAUGUGGACUUUGCCAAUAGUUGGAAAGUAGACAGUGACACAGAUCCUGAGUGUCAUAAUGUCAGGUGCACAGGUCUUGCUUGUGCUGUUUGUACCUCAGAUGAAAUGGCUUUAUACAGUGACAGCAACCACUGUGGAAUCCUGGAAGAUGUUUUUGGCCCUUUUGCCAAUUGCCACUCUGUGCAUGCGCCACAGACCUACAAAGAGAACUGUGUAUAUGACCUUUGCUUGGGAGGAGGGUACCAGCCCAUUCUGUGCCAGGCUCUCAAUGUGUACGCUACUCAAUGCCAACAGCAGGGUGUACAACUUGGUCAAUGGAGACAGCAGGGCUUCUGUGAAAUUCAAUGCCCUGAACACAGUCAUUUUGAGGCUCAAGGAACAGGCUGUCCUGCGACUUGCAGUUAUCCAUCUGCCCCAAUGAAUUGUCCCUUGCCCAGUCAGGAAAGCUGUAUCUGUGAUCCUGGGUACAUCCUGAGUGCUGGAGCGUGUGUGCCUGAAGCAAACUGUGGCUGCAAUUUUGAGGGUUUCUAUUACACAGAAGGACAGUCAGUGGUGUUGGAUGGUGACUGUGGGAGACAGUGUGUGUGCAGCAGCAUGUCGAUGACCUGCCAUCAGCACCAGUGUGGUCCAGCAGAGGUGUGUAGAGUCCAUGAUGGUGUGAGAGGCUGCAGACCCACCGGCUAUGCUACCUGCUCAGUUGAAGACCUCGGGUCAUAUCACACCUUCGAUGGACUAAGUUUCAGAUACCCCGGAGCUUGCGGACUGAUCCUUGCUAGGGUGAUGGGACUGUCCCCGCUACCACACUUUGCGUUGACGGUGGAGAAAGUACCCAGAGGCCUUCAAGACUUUUCCAGGUUCCUGAAGUUUGAGGCGGAAGGAAUUCAGGUCUCCAUCAAAUUGGGAGAGGGCAGCAAUGUAAAGGUGGAUGGACAGAUGGUUGGUCUGCCUGUCAGUGUCGGCUCUGGUCGAAUCCACAUUUUUCACAGCAGUGUGAGGGGUUUUGUCUUGGAAACAAACUUUGGGGUGACUGUCAGAGCCGACUGGCCACACAUUGUCCGAAUUACAGCACCAAGCACAUAUAGUGGCACACUUGGAGGUCUGUGUGGGAACUUCAAUGGAGACAUUGCCGAUGAGUUUUACACUCCAGAUGCCGUCCUGUUAAAUGACACUCAGCUGUUUGCGGACAGCUGGCGUGAUGGUUCCCUAUCAGCCCACUGCGAAGACCCAAAUGACAGCUGGGAACCAGGACAUUAUCAGAACAGCAGUCAGUUCAUUGAACAUUGUAGUAUCAUGACUAAGUAUGAUGGACCAUUUGCUGAGUGCAGCAGAGCAAUAGAUCCUCAGCAACGCAUUGCAGACUGUGUCCAGCUGCUGGAGCAGACACAAGGUGCCAGAGAGGCUCUAUGUGAGGCCCUGCGAGGUUACAUGCUACUUUGCCAGCAGAAUGGCAUUGCAGUCGAAGAGUGGAGGAGUGCCACCCACUGUGAUCCCAGCUGUCCAGCUGAUACUCAUUAUGAAGUAUGUGGCACAUCCUGUCCUGCUUCCUGUCCCAGCCUCUCCUUCCCAUUUCAGUGCACAUUGCAGUGCCAGGAGGGAUGCCAGUGUAAUGAUGGUAAUGUGUUGAAUGGAGAUCGUUGUGUGCCUCCCGUGGGUUGUGGUUGCCUCCACUCUGGGCGUUAUCGGCAGGCUGGAGAGACGUUCUGGCAUGGUGAAGAGUGCCAGUACUUCUGUGUUUGUGAUGGAAUCACUGGAAAUGUUCAUUGCACACAAUCUUCUUGCAGUGAGGGGGAGGUCUGCCAUGUGUUGGAUGGCGAGUACGGCUGCCAUCCUCAACCGCAUGCUCGUUGCUCUGCUUCAGGAGACCCCCACUACAUGUCUUUUGAUGGCACCUACUUUGACUUCCAGGGCACAUGCCGCUAUGUGCUAGCCACAGUAUGUAAUGACACUACUGGCCUUCCGCACUUCCAGGUGGAUGCAAGGAAUGAGGCAUGGCAUGGACUCUCAGUAGCAAUUACUGUAGAAGUUUUUGUCAAUGUCUCUGGGCAUCUUGUGCACAUGUCACAAGACAUGAAUGGUCAUUCUACUGUUGAGGUUGAUGGAGAGACCAGAAACCUCCCAAUCCUGCUUGACUCUGGACGGGUGUCUGUGUACUCCAGUGCACAGUACAUAUUUGUAUCAACUAACUUUGGUUUGAGCGUGAGUUAUGGUGGUUCAUGGACAUUGAACAUCAUCAUACCAGCGAACUACAGUGGGGUUACGUGUGGCAUCUGUGGCAACUUCAACGGCCAGAGUAAUGAUGACUUCAUGACUCCUUCAGGUGCUCUGGUGCGCUCAGCAGACCAGUUUGGAGCAAGUUGGAAGGUCGAGGACGAGCUGCCAUGCAAUGAUGGGUGUGGAAACAAUUGUCCUUUGUGCCAGGAUCAGACAACUGCCCGUUCUGUGUGUGACAUCAUCAGGUCCAGUCAAGGCCCCUUUAGUUUCUGCCAUGUUUAUGUAGAUCCUCAAGCCUACUUUGAAGACUGUGUGUUCGAUGUGUGCCUUUCUGGAAACCGUAAUGAUGUCCUGUGUCGCUCGAUCCAAACCUAUGCAAUUGCCUGUCAAUCUAACAAUGUCGUUAUAUAUCCCUGGAGAGAAAUCGCAUCAUGUGUCAUAACCUGCCCAGAGAACAGCCACUAUGAGUUGUGUGGCACAGACUGUGGUCAUACUUGCUCCAGCAACAUUGAUGCUAGUUGUGAACACACAUGCUCAGAGGGAUGCUUCUGUGAUGAUGGGUUGGUGAGGAGUGGAGGACUCUGUGUAUCAGUGGAGCAAUGUGGCUGCUCGCAUCACGGAUUCUACUUUAAUGUUGGUGAGCAAUUCCGAGAUGAAGAAUGUUCCCAACUCUGUGAAUGUUUCGCGCCAAAUGAUUUGCGCUGCUCUUAUUCAUCAUGCCCAUCAACAAUGGAGUGUACGGUCAGAAAUGGACUUCGUGGCUGUUAUGAAGAGAGCACUACACACAUUAUCACCACCUCAUCAACCCUUCCCUCAGAAGAGGGCACCACCUACAUGACCACCAUCAGAUCAACUAUUCCCUCAAGAGACCCCUGUCAAGAGCUCAGCUGCACUGAGAUUGAACGGUGUGAAGAGAAACAUGGUGUUUACGGCUGUUCCUGCAUGGCAAACCAUCACAGAUCUCAGCAUGACUCCUUUGAUUUCACUGAAACCUGUGAAAGCAGCUCUGGCUCCAUGUCUCUGUCUCGCUGUCAGCUUUUUGAGGCUGGUUUUCCUUCCGACAUCUUACACCUCAAUGACCCCAACUGCAGAGGAACAGUCCAGAAUGGCAGAGUGGAGUUCUAUUUUGAUAACAAUGAACACGUCUGUGGCACAAAUCUUGUGGCCAAUGGCACCCACUUCAUCUAUGAGAACUUUAUUGUGGGGGAGCCAAACUUAGUUGGGCAUCUCAUCAGCAGGAAGAAAAUUCUGAAGCUUUCUUUCAGCUGUGUUUACUCACAAACCCAAACACUUUCCAUGGACAUCAACCCUCUGGAGAGCUCUGUGCACGUGAACCUUCCUGCUGGUCAAGGGACAUAUCGGGUCAGGAUGAUUCCAUAUCAGGAUGCUGAAUUCUCCAACCCCUUCGCUGGUAGUGUGAACGCAGAGCUGAGCAAGCGGAUUUUUGUGGAAGUUCGUGUUGAUGGAGUCGACAGCCGUCAGUUUGCUUCAGUGAUUGACACAUGUUGGGCUACACCUGUGAACGAUCCUCAUUACCCUCUCCGCUGGGACCUAAUAGUUGACAGGUGUCCCAAUCCUAAUGAUGAUACAGUGCAGUUGCUGCAAAAUGGUGUUUCUACAUCCAGCCGUUUCUCCUUCGAGAUGUUUAUCUUCACUGCAGACUCCACCAAGGUUUACGUGCACUGCGCUAUUCACCUUUGCCUUCUGACAGACAAUCACUGCUCAGUGCACUGUGACUCUGAACACCAUAGAGUGGGCAGAUCUGUGGAUUUUCAUGACAGUAAUUCCAUAUCUAUUGGUCCAUUGAUAUGGUCUGACAGUAACAAAGAUACACCGAUGCCACGCCAAGUGCUAGCAUCCAGGGCUCCAUCUCUGUUGGGUUCUCUGACUAUAUCACUUAUUUCGCUGUUGAGUCUUCUGAUUAUCUUCUAGAAUAUUUCCACUGACAAUCAACCUAAUGUUUUAACACAUCUGUUCUUCAAUAUAUUUUUAUUAUCUCUUUCCCGAUGAAUGUGACGCUGAUGCCAGACUGUUACAAGCUUUCUAUAAAUGUGACCUUUGGGUGAAUGUUGAAAAUGUUUUCUAAAUCAAACAAUCUUGUUACUAUUAUUAUUACUUUUGUUAGGAUAAAGCAUAUUGAAUAACGUGAUAAAAAAAAAAAAAAAUCACAACCUCUGUGUUUUGGGUACAUAUUUUCAUUUCUGUGUGUGUGAUUUUGUUUUUACUAUUGUUUGUCACAAUGUAGUUACUUCAGCUAUUUUCUGUUCUUAGUCAGGCUUAGGCUUCAUCCUAUAAUGAACCAUCUCAAGCCAAAUCAGCUAUACACAGACAUUAUAUGGGUCAAAUGCUGUUUUGCAGAUAAUUGUGUUAACAGAUGACUGGUUUCUCUUCAUUCUUUACUGAUACAAACAUGUUUUCACUGAUUUUGUGUAUAUUUGGAUUUUUACUGAAAAAUGCACUGUACAUAAGAAACCUUAACAUAAAAAUUAUGAAUUUAGAAUUAAUCAUUAUAAUGAUUUAAUCAUUUAGCAGAUUCAUUUGUUAAUACUAACAUGAAGAAUUUAAAUAGAACAAAUAUUGAAAGGGACCUUCUUGCUAUUCUCGCUUACACAUUAAAGUUAUAUUAAAGUUUGAAUUGUCUACUGAUGAAUACUGUUAGCUCCUGAUACAUGUUAGAUUGUAUGAGAUUUUCUAAUUUAUUUGCCUUUAAAAACAUUUGCUCAAUAAAUCGAACUAUUUCAAUCUAAACUGCAGCAGUGCCAUAAAAAAAUAAUAACUGCUGCAAACACACUUGUUGUAUGAGAAAAAUAGGCCUCUGUAGAAACAAUACAUGCCUAUUGUUAGCAUAAAAGAAAAACACCAGCUAGAUUGUGAAAUGAAGUGUCUUAUACCAGCACUGCACGUCUGAGGAAACAACAACAACAAUCGAAUUCACAAACAAAGAGAUCAAGCAUACUCUUGCAUUAAGCACAGUGUACAUAUGCGUCAUCCUACUUUAAAAUGUCAAAAGUCACCAUUUUCUAAACUCAGAAAGGUUAAUUAGUCGACUGAAGAAACACAUACCAAACCAUACCAUAAUCUGCUGUGGGGUGGGGAG
This is a messenger RNA of Carassius gibelio (silver crucian carp), 15535 nucleotides long. Its product is annotated as IgGFc-binding protein-like. NCBI's taxonomy places the organism in Eukaryota, Metazoa, Chordata, Actinopteri, Cypriniformes, Cyprinidae. Gene Ontology annotation, biological process: cell-matrix adhesion. Gene Ontology annotation, molecular function: protein binding. The coding region runs from base 1 to 14370 and encodes 4789 amino acids. The transcript has 54 exons. The record is from RefSeq and is a predicted model, not a curated record.